AUGGAUCACACGCGAGACCCCUGCCCCUAUGUCAUCCUGAACGACUUUGGAGGUGCCUUUGCCAUGGGUGCCAUCGGUGGCACCAUAUGGCACGGCAUCAAGGGCUUCCGCAACAGUCCCUAUGGCGAGCGACGGAUAGGCGCCAUCACAGCCAUCAAGGCGCGCGCCCCCGUGCUGGGUGGCAACUUUGGAGUCUGGGGCGGCCUGUUCUCGACGUUCGACUGCGCCGUCAAGGGCGUCCGGAGGAAGGAGGACCCCUGGAACGCCAUCAUCGCUGGCUUCUUCACCGGCGGCUCCCUCGCCAUCAGAGGCGGCUACAAGGCGGCGAGGAACGGCGCCAUUGGCUGUGCUGUCCUGCUGGCCGUCAUCGAGGGUGUUGGUAUCGGUUUCCAGAGGAUGCUGGCUGGCAGCACCAAGUUGGAGGUACCACAACCUCCUCCCAACACGGAGGGUGCGCUGGCAUAA
Molecule: messenger RNA, 465 nt
Organism: Neoarthrinium moseri
Lineage: Eukaryota; Fungi; Ascomycota; Sordariomycetes; Amphisphaeriales; Apiosporaceae
Exons: 3
Coding region: 1-465 (154 amino acids)
Biological process (GO): protein import into mitochondrial matrix
Cellular component (GO): TIM23 mitochondrial import inner membrane translocase complex; mitochondrial inner membrane
Molecular function (GO): transmembrane protein transporter activity
Source: RefSeq, a predicted model, not a curated record